GUUUUUCUACCGUAAUACCACAAAGCGCAGGAGAGUUGACGACGCCUUACGCCUCCGAUUUGCUGACGUCACCGCCCAACAUGGCGGAGUGGUUCCUUCAAACAAAAGAUCGUGUUGGAGGGCUGUAAAGUCGCGGAUGCGCCCGAGGAACUUCGUCGACUGAAGAUCAACGAUGAGUUCUGAGAAGGAGACUGAAGAGGAGCCGGGCAGGUUGCAUCAGUGUCGUCACUGCGGUAAAUCCUUCAGCUUGAGCCAAACUUCGGCUGCUAGCGGGGAGUUCGAGUGCUCCCAGUGCGACGCCAGCUUCAGCCAGGAGGUGGAGUUUGAGCUGCACCUGAAAACACAUGCUGAGGACUCUCUGUUCUGCAGCCAGCAGUGUAGGGAACUUUUCACCAGCGGGACGUCCCACAUGACAGAUCAGCCAGGAGCGUUCCAGUGCGAGCACUGCCCCAAGUCCUUCGAAUACGUGAGUCUGUACAGGACACACGUGCGUGUGCACACUGGCGAGAGGCCGUACACCUGUGAGGAGUGUCAAAAGACCUUCAGUUUUUUAAGCUCUUUCCGGCGACACCAGCGCAGCCACAGUGGAGCGCGGCCGUACCAGUGCGACUUCUGCGACAAGAGUUUCACACAGAAGGGUCACUACAGCCUGCACCUACGCAACCAUACUGGGGACAAGCCGUACGAGUGCGAGCAGUGCGACAAGAGCUUUGGCGACUUCAGCACCUACAGGAUCCACCAGCGUGUGCACACGGGAGAGAAGCCGUACAGCUGCCCAGAGUGUGGCAAGAGCUUCUCCCAGCUGGGCAACUUCAACUCACACCUGCGCAUCCACUCAGGGGAGAGGCCGUUCAGCUGCGACCUCUGUGGGAAGAGCUUCACCAUCUUGAAAACCUACCAGCAGCACGCUCGCAUUCACACGGGGGAGAAGCCGCAUCAAUGCAAGGAGUGCGGGAAGUGUUUCAGCCGCCCGAGUCACUACGUCCGCCAUCAGCAGAUCCACGCUGGGCCAUACAUCCGAGGGGAAAAGACAAACUGGACUGUGACCAAAGAAGAACCUCCAUCGCCGACAGAGGUGGAGAGCAGCACAUAGAUGUCGGCACAGGCCGUGUGUUCAUUUGAUGCUCGUAAUGUUACGGCUGAUUUCGCUGCAGUGUCAUUUCUAUUCAGAUAUUUUUAUGUCCUUCAUGUUUCUAUUAAAAUAACAUGU
Synchiropus splendidus (mandarinfish) is the source of this 1210-nucleotide messenger RNA. Its product is annotated as gastrula zinc finger protein XlCGF7.1-like. The transcript has 3 exons. The record is from RefSeq and is a predicted model, not a curated record. The coding region runs from base 173 to 1093 and encodes 306 amino acids. Gene Ontology annotation, biological process: regulation of DNA-templated transcription. Lineage: Eukaryota; Metazoa; Chordata; Actinopteri; Syngnathiformes; Callionymidae. Gene Ontology annotation, molecular function: RNA polymerase II cis-regulatory region sequence-specific DNA binding; DNA-binding transcription factor activity, RNA polymerase II-specific.